ACUGCGCUACAGAGCUGGAUGCUGAAUGAUCAAUACCGACCACCGUGUCAGAUGCUGGACCAAAUAAUACAGUCAAGAGAGACAGAGGUGAGCAUCAUGGAAACAGUGACGCAUACUUGCACACCAGGAGCUACGGUUUUAGAUCUAUCUGGAGACGACUCGGUCGAGGAUAUCGCUGAAUCGGUAGACGAGCUGCGCGAAAAAUUAGCAAACAUGAAAAGGCUGAUGGAGGAGCGAAGAGGUACCACACUCGGCGAGAUAAGCGCGAGAAAAAGGAAGGAGACCUCGGAUAUCAUAGACGGUCAUUUUCUGUCCUGGAUAUUCGGCUCGGCCCUGAUCGUCAUUCUAAGCGUCAGUUUCUACGCCUUUUACAAUCUCUACCAUGCGGUUCUGAAAAAAUUCCCCUCGCAUCACACAGAAUUAUAA
Molecule: messenger RNA, 426 nt
Organism: Habropoda laboriosa
Lineage: Eukaryota; Metazoa; Arthropoda; Insecta; Hymenoptera; Apidae
Exons: 2
Coding region: 19-426 (135 amino acids)
Source: RefSeq, a predicted model, not a curated record